This is a messenger RNA of Mesorhabditis belari, 699 nucleotides long. The record is from the annotation of a GenBank genome assembly. NCBI's taxonomy places the organism in Eukaryota, Metazoa, Nematoda, Chromadorea, Rhabditida, Rhabditidae.
AUGUUCACCUCAACGGCUUCGAAACAAACCUCCUCUUCCCAAUCGACUCGAUCAUCGUUAACGAGUUCGAGUAUUGGACAAGGAGCCACCUACAAUGGAACUUCUGCUAUUGGUCAAGGAGCUCGAGUGAGCUAUGUUGAGUCGCCGAGAAGUCCCCGAACACCCAUGCAGGGCCAUCUUGGCACGAGAACAUCAAGCUCAAGAACCCAAGUCUCGACUUAUACUGGAUCUCGAGGAGGGAGUACUGGUGUUGGAGGAAGUGGCCGAGUGUUGAAAAUGGUGACCGAAAUGGGUUCAACGGCGAUGGCAACAACAGCUUUGUCGGACAAAGUCGCGAAGAGUUUCCUUGAGGCCACGGAGAAAGAGAAACAAGAUCUGCAGCACUUAAACGGCCGCCUUGAAAACUACAUUGGUCGGGUGAAGAGAUUGGAGGAUCAAAAUAGAAGACUCGUCGAAGAGCUGGAUCAAUUGCGCGGUCAAUGGGGAAAAGACACCUCAGCUAUCAAGGUGAAAUAUACUGAUUCUCUGUCGAAAGCUCGAAAGGACAUCGAUGAUGCGGCGAGACAGAAAGCCGAGAUUGACGUGAAAGUGGCUCGUUUGAGAGACGAUUUGGAUGAAUAUAGAGGACGAUACGACGAGCUUCACAGUCGACAAGAAAGCGAAAAGGGGAAAGUACCAGCAAUGGACAAGUGCGAUUGC